CACCGGGAUGCGAUGGCGAGAGAGAAGGUGCCCCUGACCGUGGAUUUAGGGUUUGGGGGGAAAGGGGAUGGUGAGGGAGGAAGGCGAAGGAGGUGCCAAGCGGCCGCCGGAAGGGCCGCCCUGCGAUCACUGCGGCGCGGCGGCAGUCGCUGUGCUCUAUUGCCAGGCCGACUCCGCCAGGCUCUGCCUCGCCUGCGAUGUUGAUGUCCACGCCGCCAACUCUCUGGCGCAGAGGCACGCCCGCGCUCCGAUCUGUGACAACUGCACCUCCGCUCCGGCUGUCGCCCUCUGCGCGGCUGACGGCCUCGCUCUAUGUGCCGCUUGCGACGCUGAUACCCACGCGGCCUUCGGAUCUUCCACCCACCCCCGCGGGUCUCUACAGAGCUUCUCCGGUUGCCCCUCUGCGGGCGAUCUCGCUGCAUCAUGGGGCUUCGACCUCCCGGCGAGGGUCCAGCACCCGUGUGUUCCAAGCCAUUUGAUUUCCAGCGACGAGUGGUUCUCCCUUGACGCCACAUCGACCGUUGAUCCUUCAUUUUUAGAACUUUACGUUCCGUGUCCUGAGAAACAGCAUAUUUCGAUGGCGUCCAGUGGAAAGGGGAGACACGCGUUGAUGAGGCAAUUGACUGAGCUGAUCGCGAGAGAGUCAGCAGGGACUAGCAAGCGUAGGCCUGAGACGCCGAGUAGAAAAAACAGACUUUGGGAGGAGGAGGAGGAGGAGGAGGAGGAAGAAGAAGAAGAUGGAGAAGAAGAAGAAAAAGAACAGGAAAAUGGAUUGGAAACUGAGCCGAUAGGGUUCACUUCUUUGCUCAUGAUCAAACCCUCGCCAUGUAUGGCUCUCAGAGGGAGCAAUCGGCUUUUGCAAGGAGAAAGCUUGGUUUUGGGUCACAAUUCCUUGGAUCAUUCUCCUCAGAUAUGGGAUUUUAAUUCUGGAAGGUUAAGGAAUCAGUUUGAAUACCCAUCAUUUGAAGUUGGAUUCGGUACAAAUUCCACUGGUUUUGCAAUCAAAAGUUAUGGUGAACUUCUUGCAGAAAGUUCGCUUGGAGCUACAGACCAAACAAUAGAGGAUAUAUGUGAGACAAACUAUCAUUCAGCAAGUGAGCUGAAAAAGGCUGAUAUGACCAGCAGAUGUAACAAAAAUGUAAAGAAAGCAGUUGCCCAAGGCGGGUCCACCUCAGAUAUGGUUAGGCCUGUUGGUCCAUCAAAUCACUCUGGAUCUACUGGAAAUAGUAAAGAAAUGUUGAAUGCAAACAAGCAAAGUGAUGAAUAUUUGUUGGCACGAAACAGGGGCAAUGCUAUGCUUCGAUACAAAGAGAAAAAGAAGACUCGAAGAUAUGAUAAGCACAUCAGGUAUGAAUCCAGGAAGCUGAGAGCUGACACAAGGAAACGAGUGAAAGGUCGUUUUGUCAAAUCUUCUGAAGGAUAAAAUGCCGUCAAAACUCCAUUCGAGAAAUUGCAGUCAAAUUUCUUUUCUUAAUUGUAAGUAUGUGAUAUAAACUGUUGUUUGUGUGGAUCUGUGUCUUCAGACAAAUGCAAAUUGUACUUGAUGAGUCAUGUAGUCGUGCUUGCCUGUUUAGCUACAGCAAGUCUGCCCCAGAGGAGUGUAAAUUGAGUCUUUUCUUCCUCAUAAUACUUGAUGAGUAAUGUAGACGUGCUUGCCUGUUUAGCUACAGCAUAUCUCUCGCUGAUGACGGUAAAUUGAGUCUUCUCUUCCUCA
This is a messenger RNA of Zingiber officinale, 1714 nucleotides long. RefSeq names its product zinc finger protein CONSTANS-LIKE 14-like. Bases 68 to 1423 code for a protein of 451 amino acids. The transcript is spliced from 5 exons. NCBI's taxonomy places the organism in Eukaryota, Viridiplantae, Streptophyta, Magnoliopsida, Zingiberales, Zingiberaceae. The record is from RefSeq and is a predicted model, not a curated record. Gene Ontology annotation, molecular function: zinc ion binding; protein binding.